Prorocentrum cordatum is the source of this 2985-nucleotide messenger RNA. Lineage: Eukaryota; Dinophyceae; Prorocentrales; Prorocentraceae. The record is from the annotation of a GenBank genome assembly.
AGGGAGGUUGAGCUGGGCGAGCUGGCGACGAAGAUGCUCUGGCGGCAGGACGUGCUGGGCUACUGGGGCGGCAGGGUGGAGGACGCCCUGUCGCCGGAGAUGCGGCCGUUGCACAUGUCCGCGGUGAGGGGGGCUCUGGGGGCAUUGAUUCCGGCUGCACUUCACGGGAGUCUCGAUCGGUUUGUCGCGUCCCAGAAGGACGUUGCGGUGUUGGGGGGGGGGGGGGCGAGCUUCUUGACCAUGGACCGGUACAGGGUGAACGUGCGGUCGGAGGAUGCUUUGCGCCGCGGCCGGUUCACGGAGGACGUCCUGGAGUUUUUCCUGAAGGUGUUGCAGCGGAUCUGCGGUGUCCUGGCGCUGCCUGUCGCGGUGGCGAGCAAAACGGUUGGUCUGCAUGCCGGGCGGGCGGAGUCCGCGGAGCAGUUCAGGAAGAUCAUGGGCGGCUGGAAGAAGGUCUGGAAUCGGGCGGAUGUGGCGGGGAAGAAGGAGCUGCUGUUGCCCGUCGCGGUGGACGAGAAGGGGCGCGACUGGUUCUGCGUGUCGGUGAGGUCUGCGUCAGAGGGCGAGGUUUUGGGGCGCGCGGAGCGCCUCGUCGUCCGGGUGUACGAUGAGAUGCGACGGCAGGGAGCGGCGCGUCGAGUGGCCUUGAACUUGGACGCGUUGGUGCGCGGACCCGCCUCGGCGGUGGCGGGCCAGGCGGGGCCGGAGACGAUCAUGGAGGAGGGGGUCCCCGAGUGCCGGGUGUCUCACCAGCGCUGCCUCUGCGCGUUCGGGGUCUUGCUCUCUCUGGUGUCCAGGGCUGCCGGGGAGAGAGGAUUAGACAUGGCGUCGAAGAUGUUCGUGCCAGACGCGGGCCAGGUGGUGGCGGCAGUCUUCGCGGGCUUUCGGACGCGUCUCCGCCAGGAAGGUGCGUCGGACGUUUCUGUCUUGUUGGUCGAGGCGGACGCGUGCAGGGCGGUGCUGCGGUCGCUGGGCCACGUGCCGUCGCUGGCGCGCAGGGGCGACGAGGCCGAGUGGGAGGGCGCGGAAGCAGCGUCAGGCAGCGCCCCCGGGGGGCGGAAUUUUGCUCUGGAGCGGGGCCGCGGCGACGGGGCGACCGCGGGGGUGCGGCUGCGCGUGGGCACGUGGAACGUUGCCGGCGGGUCUUGGUCGGCGCAGGCUCCUCCCAGGUAUGGGGGGAGAGAUCAGAGGGCAGCCUUGGUUGCGGAGAUCCUGGGGUGGCGGAGGGCCUUCGGCUGCGACGUCGUGGCGCUGCAGGAGUGCGAGGGGGCGGACGCGAUGGGCGAGCUGCUCGAGCAUUAUCACUUCUUGGGCGCCACCCCGGCAACGGCGACGCGGGGGUACGUCCACUUGUGCGUUCGCAAGGGCAUGGAGGCGGAGCGGCUGUUGUGUGAGGCUUCUCCGGCUGCUGGUGUAGCUGCGCGCGUCAGGGUGGCGUCGGGCCGAGGCGGGGCCGCGGCGGGCGAGGUCUGCGUCUUGGCAGUGCAUUUGCCUGCUGGGGACAGGGCGGCGCAGCGUGCUGCUGCGCUGGGAGAGGCGCUGCGGUCGCUGGACCAGAGCGGGGCGGAGCGUGCCAGGGUCCUGGUCGUGGGCGACUGGAACGUGCGGGGCGAGGAGGUCGCAGCGCUGUGCGAGGCUGAGGGCAUGUGCGAUGCCACGUGCGCUGGGGAGACCUGGGGCGUGAGGUGGAACAGGUUUUUCCCAGAUCAGCAGUGCAGCGGCCCCGGGUUCCGUUUCGGUCGCGCGAUGUUCGGGGAUAAGUUGUUUGCUCGGGCGCAUGUGAUUGCGCGGGGGCCUGUCGUCUUCGAGGGCGUGCAGUUUUGCGCCUCCGACCACUUCGGGUUGAUGGUGUACGUGGACGUGGCCGACGUCUUUGCGUUGCGAGGCAGGGGGCGCGCGGAGGCAGCCCGGGUGCGGCGCGGCGAGGUCUGUAGGGUCUGUGAGAUCGGCGGUGAGCGAGAGGCGCAGGAGGUCCGGGAUCGCCGGCAGGCUGCCAGGGAUCAGCAGGGGGUCGACAGGGAGAGGGCCGCGGAGAGGGACCGCGAGGCGUUUGCGAAGGGCCAGCAGAAGGCGGCUCGCGAGAGGGCACGCCGGAGGCAGGCGUUGCACGAUGCGGCUUUCGGCAGGGACUCGCUGUUCGAUCGGGACGUGGUCGUUCAGGAUUGCGUCGUGUGUUUGUUGCGGCAGACGUUGGAGCAGGUGAUGGCGGCGUCGCGCCGCGCCGGGGUGCGGAAGCCGAAGCUCGCGGAGGAGAGGGCGGCGGUGGGCGAGCGGUACGGGGAUGAGAAUCAGUGGGGCGCCAGUGAGUUCUUUGGGCAUUGGUUCCACAGAGCUCGUCAGGUGGAGCUGGAUGCGGGUCGGGGCGUGCCGUGGGGCGACGGGUGGCUCCAUGGGCAGGCCGGCUUCCAGGUCACGCAGUGGGGUCGCUUGUUCAGGAGUGUCGCGGAGACGCGGUCGCUGCGCCGCGCGUGUGGUCUUUGCCGUGCCAGGUACGAGCUGGCCGAGAUGGUGUCGGUGGUCCCGCCCGAGGACGGGAGGGUGUGGUUGACGACCUCCGAGUUGUACCUGCGUGCGUGCGGCCCUGAGCUGCAGGCUGAGGCGGAUCGCCUGGACUGCCCCAGGUGUCAGUCCCGGCAGGUGCACGUGCUGCAGUGGCGCGUGUGCGAGCUGCCGACGGUGCUUCUCGUGCGGGUGGUCCGUCCGGUGGCGGCUGGUGGCCAGGGCGUCUUGUUGCGCCGGCGCGUGGGCGUGGAAGAGGAGAUCGAGCUGCCGGGGUUUUCGCGCAUGGUGCUGGCGGGGGUGCUCUUUCACAACGUGGCCACGGUGCGUCAGGGGCAUUGCGCGGCCAUGCGCCGUGGGCCGGGCGGUCUGUUCUGGAUGUGCGAUGAUGCGAGGGUUCAGCCUGUGCAGGGCGGGGUGGGGGAGCGGAAGCCGGCGCAGGUGCACGUCAUGGUGUGCGUCAGCCCGUGCGGCGGGGCGUCCUGA